Messenger RNA from Conger conger (European conger), 6604 nucleotides. RefSeq names its product forkhead box O1 a (gene foxo1a). Gene Ontology annotation, cellular component: nucleus. The transcript has 4 exons. The coding region runs from base 356 to 2383 and encodes 675 amino acids. Gene Ontology annotation, biological process: regulation of transcription by RNA polymerase II. Gene Ontology annotation, molecular function: RNA polymerase II cis-regulatory region sequence-specific DNA binding; DNA-binding transcription factor activity, RNA polymerase II-specific. Lineage: Eukaryota; Metazoa; Chordata; Actinopteri; Anguilliformes; Congridae. The record is from RefSeq and is a predicted model, not a curated record.
UCUACAUUCAACAGGCUACAACUACGAGUGACAGGCAUGGUACGAGAAAAACACCGCUAAAACUGGAUUGUGGGAGAAAAGAAACACAAGUAACUGCUUAAAAAGAAACUACUGCGAAAAGAAAAACCAGGAUCAGCGUUGUUUAUGACAUCUUUUUAAUAAUCUACCGGUUCAGUCUUAUUUUUUGACUCGUUUCGACUGAAGUAUAAUUACUAAUGUAGCUCUUCUGGAGUGACGAAGUGCGUUGUCGUUCGCUUUCUUUUUUGUUUAUUUCCAACCCUUGCUGUACAUGAGUAAUACUUUUGUCCGGAGGUCUAUGUAAAAGUUGGAUUUGUGUUAUUUUUCUGCUGGUAUUAUGGCCGAAGCAGCCCAGCAACCGUUGGUGGAGAUCGACCCGGAUUUCGAGCCACUCUCACGGCCCCGUUCGUGUACCUGGCCACUACCGCGACCGGAGUUCAUCAACCCGGCCAACUCCAACACAUCAUCACCGGCGCCCUCCGUCAAGCAGGAGCCGACUGGCAAUACCGAUUAUAUCAACAAUCUUAGUUUAUUAGAGGAGACCGAAGACUAUCCGGAGCAGAAGCCCGUCGUCUUGUGCAAUGAUUUCCAGUGCCAAGAGACCUGCAUCCACCAACAGGCGCAGCAACAUCAGCAGCAGCCACAGCAUCCGAGUCCCCAGCUCGGGCACCAGCAACAGGUGGCCCUGCUCUCCUCCCCCGUCGGCUCAGCCUCCACAGUGGCCGCGACCACCGCCGCUCAGCGGAAGAGCAGCUCGUCCCGUCGCAAUGCCUGGGGAAAUAUGUCUUACGCCGACCUCAUCACGAAAGCGAUCGAGAGCUCCCCGGAGAAGCGCCUCACCUUAUCGCAGAUUUACGACUGGAUGGUGAAAAGCGUGCCCUAUUUCAAGGACAAAGGCGACAGCAACAGUUCCGCCGGUUGGAAGAACUCCAUCAGGCACAACCUGUCCCUGCACAGCCGCUUCAUCCGCGUGCAGAACGAGGGCACGGGGAAGAGCUCCUGGUGGAUGCUCAACCCUGAGGGCAGCAAGAGCGGCAAGUCUCCCCGCCGGAGAGCCGCCUCCAUGGACAACAACAGCAAGUUCGCCAAGAGCCGCGGCCGGGCCGCCAAGAAGAAGGUGUCGCUCCAGGGUGGUGCGGAGGGGAGCGCGGACAGCCCGGGGUCCCAGUACAGCAAGUGGCCCGGGAGCCCAAACUCCCACAGCAACGACGACUUCGAUGCCUGGAGCAGCUUCAGGCCACGGACCAGCUCCAAUGCCAGCACGCUGAGCGGCCGCCUGUCACCCUUCCUGCCCGAGCAGGAGGACCUGGUGGACGGGGAGGUGCACCUGGUCUACCCCGGGGGCUCCGGGGCCAAGAUCACCACCCUGCCCAGCCUGUCGGAGAUGACCGGCACCAUGGUGGGUCACCACCCCUCAGAGAACGUCAUGGAGGACCUGCUGGACAACCUCAACCUUCUCUCGCCCAAAAACCCGCAGGGCGUGGGGGCCGGGGGCGGGGGUUCGGGCGGGUCCGCCCAGUCCUCCCCGUCCUCCAUGAUGCAGGCGAGCCCCAGCUACCCGGCCUACAGCUCCCCCAGCCUGGGGUCCCAGCCGGGAGCCCAGCAGGACUACCGAAAGUGCCUCUACGCCCAGGCCGGCCUCGGCCCCAUGCCCCCUAUGGCCCUGCAGACGCUGACGGAGGGCAAGCCUGGGUUCAGCCCCCCCCCGGGGCCGUACAGCUGCCCCGCCGGCCUCCUGAAGGAGCUGCUGACCUCCGACAGCGACCCCCACGGGGAACUCAUGCCCUCCGUGGAGACGGUGGUGUCCCAAUCUGCCGGGGGCCGAAUGCUGACCCCCUACAGCGCCCCCCAGCCGAGCCGAGGAGGGGGCCACCCACAUCCGCACCCCCACCCCCACCCACACUCGCACCCCCACCCCUCCAGGGGCCCGGCCCCCCCCACCUCCGUGGCGAUAAACGGAGGGCGCCCCCUGCUGCCUCCGGCCGGUAUGACGCUCGGGGGAGGUCUGGCCCGACUCGCCACAGUGAAGACCCCCCUGCAGGUCUCCUUCGGACCCUCGGUUCACCUGCCUGGGGGGCUGCUCCCCAACUACUGCACCCCCAACACCAACGGCUACGGACGGGCCGGUAUGCCCCCGCCCCAUCACCACCACCACCACCACCACCUCCACCACCUGCACCCCGAAAAGCUGCCCAGCGACCUGGACGACAUGUCCAUCGAGCGCUUCGAGUGCGACGUGGAGUCCAUCCUCCACGACACACUCAUGGACGGGGACACGCUGGACUUCAACUUUGACCCCAUGGGCGCUCCCCAGGGGUUCCCCCACAGCGUGAAGACCACCACACACAGCUGGGUGUCGGGGUAGAAGCUACGCAAGCGCACACACACAUGUACAGGUUGAAACUUAAAAAUCUCUCAGCCAGAGCUGGAACUUCAUCAGGAAAAUGGAGAGCAGUGACCCAAAGACGGACAAGCCAUCCCCCUUUUCCUCUUCUUCAUCUCAGUCGUUUCUGAAGAGACGAUACACAGCGUUGUUUUUCCCUCUCUUUUUUCCCUCACCUGAGUUGAGAUGUUUGUCCGUUCCCUUCAUUUUUGUCGCGAUGUAAUUUUCUUUUCUUUUUUUUCUUUUCCAUCUAAUCUCCCCGUCGUCAUGGAACUGUAAAGAAAAAUCAAGUGCCAAACGCUUUUGUGUGAACAUCAGAGCCAAGUUUAUGUUUAUGUUUUUAUUUUCCUGUCACAGGGAGGAAAUGGGGGCUAAGCACGCUAAUCGUGCUAACCAUGCUAGCACGACUCUCUCCCUAAAGCUGCAGAAACGCAACAGACACGCAAACCUGUUCACCCCUUUAUAGCUAAGCUUUGGUAUGAUGUAAUGUGCACUUACAUACCUGAGAAGUUGGAAAAACUGGAGUUAGAUAAAAUGUUUAUGAUUAUUUCUGGAAUUGGAAUUACCAUUUAAUGUUUAGACAUUCAGGACAUUUACAACUCAAUUUCUUUUUUACAGUUUUUUUUAUGUCUAAGAAUUUUUCUUAUCUUCUUGCAGUGUACCAGUAGUUCCUCUGUGUGUUGGGUUUUACUUUAGCAUAAAAAGUACCCCUACUGAAAGAGAAAUCCUUAUUUUAAUUGGUUGCAGAUUGGUUGCAGAUUGUCUCCUGUUCCAAUUAACUCUAUUUAAUCAUCAGAGGUGUCAUAUAACCAUUGCUUAGGAGAUUCUCUCUUGCAAUGCUAAUGGGUGGCGCUGUAACAAAUGCUAAUCUAGUCAUCCUGCUUUGGUCAGAGUCGCUGGGUAAACUGGUCUGUGUGUUUAGGGUCUUAAGGGCAGUGUGUACAUGCUGUAUCCGGAGGGCCUGAUCUGAGCCUGCAGGACUCCAUGAAGAAGGCUGAGGGGUCCUGGGUGAGGUUACAUCAUUACACUUUAUUCUUGCAUAUUGUACUUUUUUAAUCAUCUUCAAUAUGCUACAUUAAGAGGUAGCAUGUUUAGUGUUGUACAGCAGUCUUACAGGCAUACCCAUGUAAAUCCGGGACAUAGAUACGUCUUCACUUUGUAAAGCAGAUAAGAAAAGAGGACAAAACUGGAUGACAAUGUUUCGUGUUUCAUUAAGGCGGGAUCCUUCUCAAACCUGAGGUUUUUUCCUUUCUUUUUUUCAAUGAGGCGGUUAACAAGGUUAUUUCCUUUAUAUAUUUUUUCAUGUAAAUAACUGAGACAUAUAUUGAAAAAUAUAUAGAUAUAUUUGAGAUGCAGACAUUAUCCUACAUUUUUACAGAUGUAUUAUUAUUAUUGUUGUUGUUAUUGGAUUAAUUCUAGCUUUUGCCUGACUGGAAGGAACACAUUACCGUACAGUUCUGGUUGUCUAUCUUUUUCACACAAACGGUUUUUGGUCUUAAGCGCCUGAAGGCACCUAAUGGUUGUGAUAAAAUGUGACUUUUGGGGAUUGUCUCACACACACCCAGCUUUACAGGAGUCAGUAAAACUGCUCCGACUGUAGACCGUAGGCGUGAAGCCCCAGUUGUAGAUAUUUGUACUUUUAUUUUUUAAAUGCUGCUUCUCGAUGCCUUAGCCAGUUGCAGGUGCUCUCACACUUAACCCCCCCCCCCCUCCACUGAGUACCCCCCCCCCCCCCCUAUUAAAAAAGAGAAAAGAAUAGAAAGAGUAUGGACAGUUCGUUUCUGCAUGGAGGCCCACAGGUGUGCAGGCUGGAGUGCUGGUGUGUUGGAUGUUGAGUGUUAUUUUAGAACAGGGAUAUAAUGGUUUUGCUCUGUGGGAUGGAGGGUGGGAGAGUGAUGCUGUUCUCUUUCCUGUGGGCUGAUUUAGCUGGGUCCAUGGGGCGGCUGUGUCAGCAAAAAGCAUUCAGCCGUCCAUGUAGUUCUUCUUCUUCUGCCCUCUCUCUCUCUCUCUCUCUCUCUCUCCGUCGUAUCCAAGUCUGUCUGUGCUGUUUUGUUUGUUUUUGUUUUUUGAACCCUUGGAUUUCUUUCAGGUGGAAUAUCACACUGUGCCUCUCUGCCACCUCCUCCACCCCCUAACCAACUGUUUUAUUCUGUUUUCUACCUCUCCGUCUCUGUUUCUCUCUCCCUCUCCCCUCUCUCUGUCUCUCUCUCUCUCUCUCUCUCUUUCUCGUUGGCCCUCUGAGCUCAGCCUACACGUGAAGGUUUCUGUUCACGCAGGAGUAAUGAUGUGAAACUCUGUGUAGAGGAGAGAGGUCCCCCCCCCCCCCCCAACCCCCGGCCUGGGAAGUGUUACUAAUCCAGUAGAGCGUGUACAUUGCAUUUUAGGAGUUCAUGUUUUUUUUCUUUACAUUUUUGAAGACUUUUUUUUAUUUUUUAAGAAUGCGUACUGUUUGUUAAAGAAGACAUAUGCGUGUACAUACACAUAGAUGUUCUUGUAUGUAUAUAAAUAUAUAGAUAUAUAUAUUUAAAAGAAACAUAUUCUUUGUUUUAGCAUAUCAUUAGGGAGUCCUCCAGUAAAUGUAGAUUCAUUUAAAGUAGCCAGACCCCGCUGAGUUCAUUUUUUGUUUGUCGAGCUCUGUUUCCGAGUUUAAAACGUAAUGAAAUGUAGAUGGAAACAAGCCUGUGGUGCGUUUGGUGCUUAUUGAAAUUAAGCAGAAAUGUAAAAGAAGGAAAAGCUAAAGCUAACACUUUUAAAAUUCCUGGCUCAAAGUUAAGGACAAAGCACAUUGUGGUUUGAUUGAAUAUACGCCCGAAGGGCAAAGCAUGGGCUAGUCACUCUGGCGUCUGCCUGAAUUAAAUAUCCCAGUCUGGAAUGGAAAUAAAAUGUGGCUGUAUAUGAUUUUUAUUCCUAGUGACUUGCAGGUAUUAAUGAAAGUUUAUGAAACUGACAAAUUUAACAAUGGCAUCAUCAAAUGUUUGGAGAAAGGAGUUUGAGACAGCUAGCAUCCGUGUGUUAGCAUCUGUGCUAACCACGCUAAUCCCACUCUUGCACCUGAAGGCAAACGAGGGAGGUUGCCGCAGUUGAUAUUUCAGUCACAUGGUGUACGAACGCACAGGUGUGCAGUGGUCCCUCAUUUCAGACCAUACAGGUGAAUCUGCUGUGUGCUCAAAAGCACAAGCCCUUUACGUGCACAGCUAACAGAAUAACUAUACAGAGAUUUUACAUAAAAAAAAGAAUCAGAUAUAUAUAAAUAUAUAUUAUUACAAUGUGUAAAUGAUUGCUUUGUGAAUUGUGGAAAUUAUAUCACCUAUGCAUUCUUGUUCUUUUUUUGUUUGUUUGUUUGUACUGAUGGUUAAAAAUGAAAAAAGGUUAUAUUGUAACAUAGAGUCGUGGAGAUAUUUCAUGUCGAUGUCAUAAUUGUAUUUGUUUUGAAUAGUAUAUGAAAAAAUGAAGUAUAUUUAGACAUUAGAUGAUGCAAUGAUUCAAGUGCUUUGCUUUUUUUUGGUAAACUGACACUGUUGUUUUUAACUGCAGUUUAUAAGAAAACCUAAAAUGUAGAAAAAAGAAGCUUAUUGUCAGUAGUAUAAAAAAAACAGCUGUCUGUUGGAGACAAUCCCCGUUCAGAACAUGGACAUUUGGACCAAUUUUUUAUAGACUGAGAAAAUAAAUGUAUUGCACUUCUUUAUUACCAGUGCUAAUGGACAGAGAAGAAAUGGUUACUUAUUUUGAAAUCAAGCUGUUACAUCUUUAAACUCAUGUACAGUAAAAGCAUUAAAAUUUUAGCAUACAAUUUUCAAUCAGAAAUAAAAAGUAAAUAAGUGAUGUAUGUAUUUAGUAAGAAAUAAUGAAAAUAAACAUCCAUCUAUUUAAGACCGAGGUGUCGUUGUUUUGGAAGGGAAGGGAUUGAGAAAAUAUAUGUUCCAACAGCCAGGUCUGUGCUGAUCUGACGUUUAAUCUGCUGCUGUUCACAGGAUGUGGUCCGGAGGUAACGACGAAAAUCCUUGUGAAUAAUUACUGCCUCAUUAACGGAAUAAAACAUUUUUUAAAGGUUUUUUAGCCUUAGCAACAGUGCUCUCAGAGAGCCGAUGCAGGAUACAACUGUAUUAUACUGCAACACAAAUCAGAAAACAAACUUGUACAAGGACAGUCUUUGCAGUUGCUGUAUGAAGCCAUAUGUAUACAUAAAUUAUGUUACAAAAAAUA